This is a messenger RNA of Magallana angulata, 3015 nucleotides long. RefSeq names its product DNA repair endonuclease XPF-like. The record is from RefSeq and is a predicted model, not a curated record. The transcript is spliced from 22 exons. The coding region runs from base 132 to 2762 and encodes 876 amino acids. Gene Ontology annotation, molecular function: damaged DNA binding; single-stranded DNA endonuclease activity; single-stranded DNA binding. Lineage: Eukaryota; Metazoa; Mollusca; Bivalvia; Ostreida; Ostreidae. Gene Ontology annotation, biological process: resolution of meiotic recombination intermediates; double-strand break repair via homologous recombination; nucleotide-excision repair involved in interstrand cross-link repair. Gene Ontology annotation, cellular component: nucleotide-excision repair factor 1 complex.
UGCAACUGUAAACAUUUUAAAUUUAUUGAUUUCGUCAAUUUAAUGGCAGCCCCCAUGAUUCCUGUAAAGAUGCAUUUUAUCAGCAUUGUACCUGCUCAGACUUCUGACCAAAUAGCAGAUGACAUCGUUUCAUGACAAAAACUCAGAAAAGAAUGAGGACGCUUUUGGAGUAUGAGAGUCAAAUUUUCUUGGAUGCUUUUCACGAAGAUGGACUACUUGUUAUGGCAAAGGGUCUUGGAAUUGACAGAAUUUUCCUGAAUUUCUUAAAAGUAUAUUGUGAUCCUGCAAAUCUUGUUCUUGUUUUGAACACCAAUGCCAAGGAAGAGGAAUACUUCACGGAACAACUGGACAAAGAGAACAUAAAACCUUUACCAAGAACCAUCACAAAUGAAGUCGGUGCAAACGAAAGACAGAAAGUUUAUCUCCAAGGAGGUAUACUGUUUCUAACCUCAAGAAUCCUGGUGGUGGAUUUUCUGACAGAACGGGUUCCAGUGGAACACAUCUCGGGCAUUCUAGUGUACAAAGCUCACAGGAUUGAAGAAUCCUGUCAAGAGGCCUUCAUCUUGAGGUUGUAUCGACAAAAGAAUAAGACAGGUUUCAUCAAAGCAUUCUCAGACAGUCCUUAUGCCUUCACCACGGGGUAUUCCCACGUAGAGAGGACAAUGAAGAAUCUGUUUGUCAGAAAUCUCUAUCUCUGGCCAAGAUAUCAUGCAAGUGUUGUCGCAAACUUGGAGCAGCAUAAGGUUGAUGUGGUAGAAAUCCAAGUACAAUUGACGUCUGCUACCUUGGCUUGUCAGACAGCCCUGUUAGAUCUGAUUAAUGCAUGUAUACAGGAACUCAAACGCUGCACCACUGCUAUUGAUGCUGAAGAGGUUACUGUGGAGAAUGCUAUAGGGAAAGCUUUUGACAAAAUCAUCAGGUUUCAGCUAGAUCCAGUGUGGCAUCAGCUUAGCUCCAAAACCAGACAGCUUGUAUCAGAUCUCAAAACUCUUAGGCUCAUUCUUAGGCACAUGACUCAGUAUGACAGUGUUACAUUUUUUAGCAUGGUGAAUUCUGUCAAAACAAAUGAAAAGGCAUUUGGGCAGAACACUGGCUGGUUGUUUUUGGAUGCAGCAGACAGCUUAUUUGUGCAUGCCAAAGAAAGAGUCUAUGGUCCUGAAAAAACGCGAGGAGUUGACAAACAGAAAAAUGAAGAAAAAGAACCAGUAUUGGAAGAAAGUCCAAAAUGGGAGGCAUUGAGAGACAUUUUAAAGGAAAUCAAAAAAGAAAAUAAAAAUCUUGGAUCAGAGGAGGAACCUGGGACAGUGCUUAUAGCAGCUGAGGAUGACCGGACUUGUAGCCAACUCAAAGAGAUGCUGUGUGAUGGACCCAGAAGCAUGAUGAUUAGAAUGUUCAACAAGUUCCUGGCCCAGAAAGGACAGAAUCUGGAGGAUGAAGCUAAAAAAGCAAGGCAAGAAAAGCUUGCCAAGAUUAAAUCACUGAAGAGGCAGAAGGCAAAACCUAGCGAGCUGACCCUCACUCAGAUAGUAGGGGGAGCUGAUAAAGACACGAACACAGAGAAUGGUAGUUCUAGAGAAGAAGACCCAUCCUUGUCAUCAUCAGAUGCAUACUAUGGCAUUGUGGAAGAACCUGUCACAAUUAUUCACCCCCUUCAUGGCGGUACCGACCCUAACGGCUUGACCAAGACCCUGCAGGAGGUCCAGCCCCGAUACGUGGUCCUGUACGACGUGGACAUGCAGUUUGUGCGUGAGCUAGAGGUAUACCGAGCCAGUCGUCCCAGGAGUCCACUGAGGGUCUACUUCAUGAUGUACACGGGCUCCGUGGAGGAACAGCGAUAUCUGACGACCCUCAGGAUGGAAAAAGAGGCUUUUGAAUACCUCAUUAAGGAGAAGGCUACUAUGGUAAUUCCAGAGGAAAGGGAGGGGAAAUCAGAAGAUGAUCCCAACCUUUCAAGGGGUACACUUCCUGCUAAUGCCACAGUUAACACACGGAAAGGAGGGGGACCUGUUGUCCCUGUUGAGCAAAGGGUAAUAGUGGACAUGAGAGAGUUUGGGAGUGAGUUACCAUCUUUGAUUCACAAACGAGGCAUUGAAAUAGAACCUAUAACUUUAGAGGUUGGUGACUACAUUCUCUCGCCUGAUAUCUGUGUAGAAAGGAAGAGUGUCAGCGAUCUGAUUGGCUCCUUGAACAAUGGACGCCUGUACAACCAGUGUGUUUCUAUGUGCCGAUAUUACAAGAAGCCUGUCCUUCUCAUUGAGUUUGAUGCCAAUAAAUCCUUUUCCUUACAGGUGAAGCAGUCCAGUGAGGUGUCCAUACAGGAUGUGACAUCACGCCUCGCCCUCCUCACCCUUCACUUUCCCAAACUACGCAUCCUCUGGUGCCAGAGUCCUUACGCAACUGCCGAACUGUUUGAGGAGUUGAAGGCAGGGAAGCCCCAGCCUGAUGCAGCCACUGCCCUGGCGGUGGGAACCUCCGAGGGGGGAGACCUGGAGUGGUCAGACAAGUACAGUCAUGGACCCCAGGACUUUUUGCUGAAGAUGCCAGGUGUCAAUGCUAAGAACUACCGUUUGAUCAUGAACAGAGUGGAGAGUUUGUCUGCGUUGUGUGACUGCUCCCUGGAACAGCUUACGGAUAUCCUGGGGAGUCAGCCUCACGCCAAACAGCUGCACGACUUCCUCCACACCAAGCCUGCAGAGUCCACAGACAAACCAGCAAAACCAGCCAAAAGUGACUUCAAACGAGGGUUCAAACGGAAACGUUGAUAAACCAUGUGUUGUUAUUCUUGGAUUUUGAAGGCCUUUGAAAUAUACCUCACUUCAAGUACAGGAUCUCUACGGGAAAUGAUGCCAACAUGCUCAGAAUAAGAUUCUGAGAUAAUUUAUUUAUUGCUGUCAAGACAUAUUGUCUUAUGAUUUUUAGCCUAUUUUCUAUAAAAAUAAAAUAUAAUCUUGCUAUCAAUUAAAUUUGAUAUAUAAAAUUUUGUUUGUUUGUAUUAUUAAAACGCAGUUGAAUUUC